AUGUCCAACCCAUCUGGCAGCCGCCAGAUCCCCGUCAACCUCUUCACGCGGAGCGAGUAUGCCAUUCCGGCUUCGACGUAUUUUAUCCCGGCCGAAUGGCGGCGGUUCCAGCUCUCUGAGCUGAUCAAUAAGGUCCUCGAGCAUGGUGGAGACAGCGGGAUUGCUCCUGUGCCCUUUGACUUUGUUGUUGAGGGCGAGGUGCUUCGCGGAUCGCUCGAUGCUUGGAUCAAAGCCAACCGCGGCGACGAUGAGGAAACAGCCAUCAACGUCGAGUACAUGCAGUCUGUGCUUCCGCCGUCCGAUGCCGGACGGUGGGAGCAGGAGGACUGGGUGUCGGGUCUGAGUGUCAAGCGUAGGGGAACCGUCUUGGUAUCGUCCUAUCUCUCGCACGUCCGCGUCCUCCCCCUCGCUGGGGGUCUCGGUGCCCCAACGCCUCUCUACACUCUUCCUCUUCCCACCGCCUUGGGCGCGACAUGCUGUACCUGGAUCGCCGACGACCUGGUCGCUGCCGGCGGUGUCGACCGCGCGACACACGUCUUCCGCAUCCCCUCCUUGGACCCCGCUGAAGCCGCCGCUGAAAACAACACCGCCCCCGAACUGUACACUUUGAUGGGCCACUCUGCUCCCAUCUCCUCAAUCGCAGCUGGCGCUGGACGUGAGCUCGCCAGUGCAGCAUGGGACGGCCAGAUCAACCUCUAUGUCCUCCCUGAAGACGAGCCGACCGAACACGAGCUCCCCGCCGAUCCGACCAGUUACUUGCCUGGUCAGAAGAAGAGGCGCAAGCUCGCCAAGGAGACGGGAGAGGGGCCGGCUCCGAUUGAGGGGUUCACGGAUGGAGACGCGACCGGCGAGAGCGGGAUGGGAUGGAGGCGCGCUCCAGCUCUUGUGCUUCGUGGUCACAAGGGGCGUGUGGGAGGAUUGACUUGGGAUGCCAAGGACGCUAGCCGGAUUUGGAGCGCAGGAUGGGAUGGGAGCGUGCGCGGAUGGGAUGCUGAGACGAGCAUCAAUGUCGUCGUUAGGCAAGGACCUUUGGACAAGGCACUGCUUUGCGUUUCGCAGUUUGCGCCCAGCGGGCAGCUCGCGGCGGGCAGCAUGGACCGUACGGUUACGCUGUGGGACACGCGCGAGGCUGCUAGCGUUAUUGCCGGCACGCUUCAUGUUGGUUCGCCUGUGCCGUCGAUCGCGUGCCACCCCACUUCGGCAUUCACCCUCGCAACCGCGACGUACUCUGGCACGGUGCAGAUCUGGGACGUGCGUUCGCCCAAGCACGCUCUGUUCAGCGUGCGGCACACGCCCUCGCGCGAGCAGACCAAGAACGGCAAAGCGCUCGGCGAGCGUCUCCUGGCCGUCGACUGGGACGGCGAGAUGCUGGUCGCGGGCGGUGAGGACGGUGAGGUUGGGCUGUGGCGCGCGCGUGGUGAAUAG
This is a messenger RNA of Cutaneotrichosporon cavernicola, 1425 nucleotides long. RefSeq lists its product as uncharacterized. The transcript has 3 exons. NCBI's taxonomy places the organism in Eukaryota, Fungi, Basidiomycota, Tremellomycetes, Trichosporonales, Trichosporonaceae. The record is from RefSeq and is a predicted model, not a curated record. Gene Ontology annotation, biological process: ribosome biogenesis. Bases 1 to 1425 code for a protein of 474 amino acids. Gene Ontology annotation, molecular function: protein binding.